Molecule: messenger RNA, 1650 nt
Organism: Mya arenaria
Lineage: Eukaryota; Metazoa; Mollusca; Bivalvia; Myida; Myidae
Exons: 5
Coding region: 100-894 (264 amino acids)
Cellular component (GO): membrane; catenin complex
Molecular function (GO): calcium ion binding; cadherin binding
Source: RefSeq, a predicted model, not a curated record
GAAACCCCACUCUAUAAAAGGCAGCUCUCAGCCCUUGUCCUAUGCAGUGAGUUUUAGUUUGGAUUUGAUUGCAAAUAGGAACGUACUUAUAACAUCAAGAUGGAUUUGAGGAUGUUUGCCGCUUGUUUGAUAAUGACUGUCUUUUUAAUCAAGCAUUCUGAUGCCCAACCAACUGCAUGGACAUUUACAAGUAAUGCAGGAACGGAUGUAACCAACACUGGAACUCCACCGGUAGGAACGGUAACAUUGACAAUUGCUGAGGGUUUCCCAGUUGGAACCACGUUGUUUACAGCUGUUGCCACUCCUACAACUGGGGGAGCAGCUAUGGCGUACGAGUUCGAGUCAGACGGAAACCCUAACAAUGUUGCAGAAACCACCAUCACAGCCGGAGAAGUGAAGCUUGCAUCCGGAAAGUCGCUUGACUUCGAGACAACUCCAUCAAUUGUUUUUAAAAUUAAAGCUACUGAAGCUGCUAAUGCUGCUAAUACAGGCAUUGCGACCGUGACACUGACUGUGACAGAUGCCAUUGUGUUUGGGCAAUCAAGCUACAUAGUUUGUCUCAGCAGUACGGAAGUGGCAGCCGGCACCAGUAUAGGUACAUUUGCUACGACUGACGCUACGAGUACUCAAACGGUUGCAUACACAUCAACAAGUGGUAACGACUUUGCCAAGUUUACUGUUACAAGUGGUACCGGGGCUGUAGUCGUCGCAUCUGGUGUGACAUUGAAGAGCGAAGAGGGCUGGACCUACUCGUUUACUAUCACAGGAACUGCAGGCGGUGUAACUGGAACCACGGACGUCUCUGUUGGACUAGGUUGCGCCAGUGGGGCCGGUCAGAUUGCCUCCCUUCUUGGCAUUCUACUCUUGUCCGUGGUCACUUCACUCUUGUGUUGAUCAACAAAACGAACUGAAACUAGAAGCAGAUUUUAUGAAUUAUAAUGACUGACACCACAUGGAAAUUUCUUUAAUUGUUUUAUCAAGCCUUUCUGACGACUUGUUCCUACGUUCAUACAUUGAUAUUGAUAUAAAUGGACAGUAUAACUAUGCAAGUACUACAAAAUAUUUCGCAAAUAAAAUAAAUUGUGUUGGGCCACAGAUGUUCCUUAAACGAGCUGAUUUCAUGACACAAAUAGUUGUUAUGUGUUUUUUUUUAUAUGACCACAUUGUUGUGAUACAAGGUUCUCGUUGCCAUGGACACCGAUGUCGGUUUAUGUUUUGUGUUUUGUUUGAUAAACAUGUCUGGAAUAAAUAUGAACUACAUAGGAACGUUGAAUACCACCGAAAAAAAUGCCUACCCACUUAGCUUUAAUUAUUAAUGCAACUGAUUUCAAGCGGUUUAAACAUUAUUUCUAACAGUUAUAAUUAUUCCAGACAUCGGUUAAACGUUUUUCUUUUAUUUCCUUGCUCUUUUGACUUAAACGAUGACUGAUCCAAAAUGAAAUUCCUUCGGGUUUGGAAAAUGGAUCUUUUGUCACUAUUGAAUGAAUUAUUCAUCAACGGACAGAGGAUUAUUUUGUUAAUGGUGGAAAAAUGAAGUCUUAUUUCUUGUUGAUACUUUACCAUUAGAUAGAUAUAUGCAAACUUGGUAUAAAUAUUGAAAACAUAUUGAAAUGCUUUGUUCAUGAUUGAGUAUUAAAAAAAUAAACAGUG